Messenger RNA from Nasonia vitripennis (jewel wasp), 1872 nucleotides. Its product is annotated as centromere protein L-like. The transcript is spliced from 5 exons. The record is from RefSeq and is a predicted model, not a curated record. Bases 645 to 1673 code for a protein of 342 amino acids. Lineage: Eukaryota; Metazoa; Arthropoda; Insecta; Hymenoptera; Pteromalidae.
AGCCUCGACAAAAGUAGCGUUAGAUUAUACUCACGAGCACGAUGGAUAAUAAGUACGAUCCUCCUCCGAGCCUCAGAACGUAAUCAUCUGGCUUUCGUUGAACAACAGUAUCUCCUCAGCGCCCAGGUCUAUCCGCGUUUAUUAGACAAGUCUGCGGGCCUCUUCCGUGUUUUUCCGAUCUCUCUGAUGAUGUCCGCUCGCUCGCGAGUCGACGAGUAUAGAUAGGCUCUGGCAAUGAUGAAAAUUCACUGCUGGUCGCAGACUGUCCGUAGCAGCGACGUCAGUCAACGAAGUGACGGUACAGGAACGGACCUCUUUCCGCCGCCAGCUGAUGUUCGUCUCCUGUUCUGCCCCCCCCCCCCAACCCUGCUGAUGUGUCUCUGCGCCACUCGCGCGCUGCGCAAACGCGACAUAAUGUAUUUGUGGAUCUAACGGAGAUUCGCGAGUCCUUUAAAAGUGAAAUGUGUAAGAGACUCGAUGAUAUACGCCCAAAGUCAAUGGUUUUACUGUAAUUUGGGCUGGAAUCGUUUAGCAAGGUGUGUGUGUGUGAUACAGGAUACAAGGAGCAGCGAGUGUAGGCUGGGGUUAGGUCGGCCUUUUGGCGCCAACUCCGCGUCUUGCUUUCGGAGCUGCAAAAUAUCGCGAUGAUGGACAGUAAUUAUCAGACGUCCAGGCAACAGGACAGUAGGACGGGUAUGCUGUCGAGGACAGCUGGAAUUCGAGAAUCCAGAAAGUUCUUCAGUCUCGUGUCCAGGACGUUACUGCCGGCUGAGGACGAACAGCAGCAGGAUGAUCCGUUGCUAGAUUUGGAGGAAUUGCUAAGACAAACGUGGAACAUCUGGGGAGUAUCCGUCCUCUUCGAUUUUCACUGCGACAACGAAGUGCAAUUAAAGCAAUACGCCAAGAAGCUGAGAGAAGAAGUCGCUUGUAUUCUAUCCCAAGACGACGUUAGCUACGAGGCCAAGAUCAGCGUUUUGGAUAUUCAGCGGCCCAAAGAAACCGAUCACCCAGUCGUAAAGAUCGAAGUACACGCACGACUGACCGGUCGCGAAGACAAGGAGAGCUGCGUCUACAAGGGCUACCUGUUGUCCUGGCGCUCGCACACGUUGACCGAUGUACCCACCGAGAACUCAAGUCGACUACCUCUAUUGUUAUGUCGCGGUACGCCGAAGACAAUGCGUGCGGUGCACGCGACCCUGACACGGAUGUUCGACUGUAUGUUCGUCGGAUUGCCGGCCAACGCCGAGGAUCUCAUGUGGCUUUUGCCUAUCAUUAUCAGUCCCGGAGGUGGACAGGAUACGGCUCGCGAUAGCGACGAGGCGCUGCUCGAGUACGGCGUACCUGGCUUGCCCAACUCCGAGAGCAUCACCAUCAAGUUUCACGUGAAAAAUUUGACGACUCUUUGGAAGAGCUUUUUAGACGAUAAGGACAAGAUAGACGCGGAGGAAGUCGAGAAGUUUCACAAGGUGCUCCAGAGGCAAGUUAUGGAAAUCAGCAAUGUGCAGCUGGGACUCUGCAUGCUUCACAGAAUUCAUCUUCCCUGUCUGACGAUUUCGGGUAGUAAGAUGAAAGUCAUGAACGUGGAAGCGAUGGACACUAUUUUGACAUACUUGAACGAGAAGGCGUUGGAUGCACUUCACGUCAAUACAUCGCAACUCAGCAUUUCAAAAUGACAGUAUUCUUUUCCUUUACGAUUGUGUCUUUAUAUUUUUUUUUUAUUCGCGUAUUGUAAUACUAAAAAUAAUGUAUGUACAUCCUUAUUGAUGCUAGUUUUAUAACGUUACUGAAGUGGCUUAUCUGAUGCUGUGAUAUAAAAGUGCGUUGUGGCGGUUGACAAUAGUACAAUUCGAAAUAAAUAAUUUGAAAAUUACA